GAUAAGUUUUUUUUUCUUUGCCCACAGUUUUCGGCCCCGCGGCGGGGCAGGGGGAAACGGAGACCGUAUGAUGUGGAUCUGGUACCUUCUGCUGGGUUCGGGGUCAGGCUCAAGAACUGUUGAGAGCCAGUCGCUCCCAGGGAACAACUUCACCACAGAGUGCAACAUCCCUGGAAUCUUCAUGUGCAGGGAUGGGAAGUGUGUCCCAGGCGGCUGGCAGUGCGACGGAUUACCUGACUGCUUUGACAAGAGUGAUGAGAAAGGCUGUCCUAAGGUCAAGUCAAAGUGCGCCCCAACAUUCUUCGCCUGCGCUAACGGUGUCCACUGCAUCAUCGGGCGCUUCCGAUGCAAUGGCUUCAGUGACUGUCCUGACGGGAGUGACGAGGAGAACUGCACGGGCUCUGAGUGCUCGGGGACUCGCUUCAAGUGUCGGAAUGGCCACUGUGUGGACCGCAGCUUCUUGUGUACGGCCAGGACAACUGUCAGGGACAACAGCGAUGAGGAGCUCUGCCUAACUACAGCGGAAGCUCCGGGGCAGGGCUUUGUGACUCUGGACUAUCGCCUGCGCUACUACCCCAGCAUCACGUACGCCGUCAUUGGCAGCGCCGUCAUCUUCGUCCUGGUGGUGGCGUUGCUCGCCCUGGUGCUUCAUCACCAGAGGAAGCGAAGCGUCCUGCUUCCCAGAGGCGUGAGGGGGAGCUCGUACCACCACCACCAGCCCCUGCUGCUGUCCCGUCUGGUCAUUUUGGAGCGGGGCCACGUCCAUCCCGGGGGUCCAGGCCUCUCCCCCGGCUCCCCCACCGUAGCGGGCCAGUACAGCUCAACUCCUCAGGCACUACAUCUGCUGUCUGGGACCCUUUAUCCCUCCGGACUGUCCAUGGACUCACCUCCAUCAUACUCACAAGCUGUUCUGGAUGUCAGUCGGCCUCCCUGGUUUGAUCUCCCUCCUCCUCCGUACCUCUCAGAAGGAGAGCUUCCAUCGGAGGGCGAGCUGCCUCAAUACGAGGGCCCACAGGACCCUUUGAGCUUCCCCACAACGCAUUUCUCUGCACCCUCAACACCCAGAACUGUGGCCUCAGGCACGCAGCCCACUUCCAGCUCCAGAGGGGAGUCGGAGCAGCCGUAGCCUCUCUGUUGGUUGAACUAGUCAGAACUCAGAGACUGCAGGACUGACGGAGCAGGCUGCAGGGCCACGAGGCCAGGACAGUUGCCCUAAACUCUUGGGCUGAUUGAAGCACUGGACUGAGAUGAGUUUAUCCUGCGAGACCAAUGUUGUGUGCUGGCUCCCCCUACUGAGGUCAGGGCUGCACUACACCCUCAUCUGUUAGUUCAUUUAUUUCUCUACAGUUGGCUUCAGUUGACGUGCACUCCCCUUGGAAAUAUACUCUGUAUGAUACAUUACAGUUACCAUAGCCUGCAUCUCUAAAGAGUUAAACUUACACUUAUUAUGAAGAUAUUCAUUAAACUAUCACAUAGAAUGGUAACUGAAAAGGUUGUUGUUUUUUAUAGUGUAGUUUAUGGAGUGGUGUUAUUCUCCAGGUUAACUCACUUGGAAAGCACUUACAGCGCCAUGCACCAUUUUGCAAUACUCCUUACCAUACUUCACAUUUCACAUCCACAAUGUUUUCCAUAGUGGGCUUUAUAAGAGAUUUGUAUUGUGUUAAAGUGGACCUAUUGUAUUAUGCUAUAUUGGACAAAUAUAUUGUAGGGCCAUACCUAUACAAAACAUGUCUGUGAAGUUCUUUGCUUAAAAUACCAAACAGAUCACCCAUUGUAGCCAUGCCUCAUACUGCUCAUACCCCUCUGUUGC
Messenger RNA from Gymnodraco acuticeps, 1810 nucleotides. RefSeq names its product low density lipoprotein receptor class A domain containing 3 (gene ldlrad3). Gene Ontology annotation, biological process: receptor-mediated endocytosis. Gene Ontology annotation, molecular function: protein binding. The transcript has 6 exons. The record is from RefSeq and is a predicted model, not a curated record. Gene Ontology annotation, cellular component: plasma membrane. NCBI's taxonomy places the organism in Eukaryota, Metazoa, Chordata, Actinopteri, Perciformes, Bathydraconidae. Bases 68 to 1126 code for a protein of 352 amino acids.